AAUAUUAAAAAAAUAUGAUCAUUAAUAGUAAAAAGGUGGUAUGUUGUCAUACUGGUGGUAUAACAAAAACAACUGUGAGCACUUUAUUUAAGCCAGCUAGCCAGGUGAGCAAAAUGGAGAGAGUUCAAUGUUCUUUUUGCAAUGACAUUAUGUCAAAAAGUGGAACUAGAAUGGCAAUGCAUAUUAAGAAAUGUAAAAAAUGUCCAGCUGAAGUGAAACACAAAUUUUUAAAUGAUGAGAUAGUAGUGCAAAAACAUCCCGUAAAAGAUAUAAUACAAAGCAAAAUAAUAAGCCAAUUUAAAAAUCUUAUUCCUAAUAAUAACUUUAAAAGUGUCACAAAUAUUGCUCCAACCUUAAAUUCAGAUGCGUUAAAACAUUCCGAACCAACUUCUAAAAGUGGAAAAUCCUGUUUAAUGUUUGAUAGUAUGAAACUAUGUGAAAAGGAAUCAAUUGAUGUACAUUUAUCCAGAGCAAUUUAUGCUAGUGGAUCACCUUUAAGUUUAGUAGAAAAUAGAUAUUGGAAAACCUUUUUAAAUAAUUUACGUCCAGCGUAUAAAAUCCCGACAAGAAAUGAAAUGUCAAAUAGGCUUUUGGACAAUGAAUAUAAUCGAAUUUCUGCCAAUGUUAAAGAGGUAGUAGCAACAGCAGAUUCGUUAGGAUUCAUGUGUGAUGGGUGGAGUAAUGUAAGAAAUGAAGCAGUUAUUAACUUUGUUUUGACACUGCCUUUAUCAGUGCCUGUUUUAUGGAAAUCACUUCCUUCAGGUAAAAUGUGCAUACAUUCCUCUGAUUAUAUAACUGAACACCAUUGUGUAAAUUAUUCUCGUUAAAGUAAUAAUUUUAAGGUUCAUCAAGACAUUCUGGGGAAUGUAUAGCUGAUUAAAUACGGAAAGUUUUAGAAGAAAUUAAUCCUAAAAAGGUUUAGGAAUAGUAACAGACAAUGCAGCAAACAUGAAAAAGGCAUGGAGAUUAAUAAAAGAGAGCUAUCCUUACCUUAAUUGCUAUAGAUAUAUAUCUCACAGUCUCAAUUUAUUUUUAAUGAUUUUAUGAAACUUCCUACUCUUUGCGUGUUAAUGUCACAAGCAACAGAUAUUGUAAAGGAAGUAAAAAAUUCUCACAUAUUAGGUGCAAUAUUUAGAGAAAUUCAAAAAUCAUCAGUGGAGUCAAGCAUUUCAUUAAAACUUCCUAUAAA
This is a messenger RNA of Hydra vulgaris (swiftwater hydra), 1189 nucleotides long. Lineage: Eukaryota; Metazoa; Cnidaria; Hydrozoa; Anthoathecata; Hydridae. The record is from RefSeq and is a predicted model, not a curated record.